Messenger RNA from Hemiscyllium ocellatum (epaulette shark), 12558 nucleotides. RefSeq names its product vacuolar protein sorting 13 homolog C (gene vps13c). The transcript is spliced from 83 exons. NCBI's taxonomy places the organism in Eukaryota, Metazoa, Chordata, Chondrichthyes, Orectolobiformes, Hemiscylliidae. Gene Ontology annotation, cellular component: extrinsic component of membrane. The record is from RefSeq and is a predicted model, not a curated record. Gene Ontology annotation, biological process: mitochondrion organization; protein targeting to vacuole; protein retention in Golgi apparatus. The coding region runs from base 22 to 11226 and encodes 3734 amino acids.
UCGGGCGGUUGGAGCGGGGCCAUGGUGUUUGAGGCGCUGGUGGCUGAGCUUCUGAACCGGGGCCUGGGUGAUUAUGUGGAGAAUCUGGACAAGUCCCAGCUCAAGCUGGGAAUCUGGGGAGGAAAUGUGGUCCUUGAUAACUUGAAAAUAAAAGAAAAUGCUCUAAAUGAUUUUGAUGUCCCUUUCAAAGUCAAGGCUGGACAGAUAGACAAGCUCACUUUGAAGAUCCCUUGGAAGAAUCUGUACAGUGAAGCUGUGGUUGCUACUCUGGAUGGUUUGAACCUUCUGGUGGUUCCAGAAGGAAGUAUCCAGUACGAUGCUGAAAAGGAAGAGAAACAGCUGCAGGAGACCAAACAGAAAGAACUACUUCGAAUUGAAGAUGCAUUGCAAAAAGCAGCAAUGAAAGAUAAACCUAAAGAAGAGAAAAAGGACUCCUUUGCGGAAAAGCUUGCAACACAGAUUAUUAAAAAUCUGCAAAUCAAAAUAACAAGCAUUCAUGUGAGAUAUGAAGAUGCUAUUACUGAUUCUUCGAGGCCAGUCUCUGUUGGUGUCACAUUAGGAGAACUCAGUUUACAGACAGCAGAUGAAAACUGGACACCAUGUAUUUUGAGCGACACUGCAAAAAUCAUCUAUAAGCUUGUCCGCUUAGAUUGCCUUUGUGCUUAUUGGAAUGUGAACAGCUUGCUGUUGUGCAAUAACACGAGGGACCAAAUCUUGUUGCAGCUAAAAGAAGGGAUAGCUUCAAGUGCUAAUGAACCCAAAAGUCAUGAUUACAUUUUUAAGCCUAUAUCGGCGUCUGCAAAACUUUGCAUCAAUCCUUCUGCUGAAACUGAAUUGAAUUCACCCAAAAUAAAUCUGGACAUGGAAGUACAGAGCAUUGACAUAGAAAUGACAAAACCGCAGUAUCUCAGCAUUAUAGAUCUGUUGGAAUCUGUGGACUAUAUGGUUAGAAACGCUCCUUACAGAAAAUAUAAGCCCAAUGUACCUCUUCAUAAAAAUGCCAGUAAAUGGUGGAAAUAUGCAAUGACAGGAAUUCUGCAAGUUCAUGUCCGAAGAAGGUAUCACAUGUGGUCCUGGGACAACAUUAAAAGUCACCGGCAAAAUCUGAAGGCUUACAAAGUGGCUUAUAAAAACAAACUGACACAGACCAAACUUUCUGAAGAAGUAUUGAAACAACUUCAGAACCUGGAGAAAUCACUGGAUAUUUUCAACAUCACACUAGCGAGACAGCAGGCACAUGUGGAGGUCAUCAGAUCAGGUCAUAAGAUGCUGGGGAAGAAGGGAUCAGAGAAGCAGAGUGGGGGCUGGUUCCGUGGAUUCUGGGGAAGAAAAGAGUCCAAGAAGAAAGAUGAAGAGGAAGAUAAAUCAGUUCCAGAAAGUAUUAAUGACCUUAUGACAGCUGAAGAAAAGACCAAGCUGUACACUGCUAUUGGAUACAGUGAGAGCUCCCACAACCUGACCUUGCCCAAAGAGUAUGUAGCAAAUGUGAUUAGCUUCAAGUUGGUUGCUACCUCCAUCACAAUCCGAGAAGAACCCAAUGUUCCAGAGAUACUCAAUGUGCAGAUGAUAGAUCUGAGUACAAGUGUGUUUCAGCGCCCUGGAGCCAAAGGCCUUAAGGUGGAAGCUCGACUGGAACACUGGUACGUUACAGGCUUGAAACAGCAGAAUACAGUUCCAUCUCUCAUGGCUUCUGUUGGAGGAACAGAGUCGUCUUUGCUGAAUGUGUGUUUUGAGAUUAAUCCAGAAGAAAGCAAAGCAGAUCAACUUCUAAGUGUCCAGUCCCAACCCGUGGAACUGAUUUAUGAUGCUCAAACAAUAAAUAGCUUGGUGGAGUUUUUCCAGAUGAGCCGAGGACUUGACCUUGAGCAGCUGACUUCAGCCACUUUGCUCAAGUUGGAGGAAAUCAAAGAAAAGACUGCAACAGGUCUGUCGUACAUUAUUGAAACACGUAAAACUUUUGAUCUCCGUAUCAACUUGAAACCAUCCUACCUUGUGGUUCCACAGACGGGCUUUUACAAUGUGAAUUCAAACUUAUUGAUUGUGGACUUUGGAAGUUUGCAGUUAAACAGCAUCAGCCGCAAUGACCAAAAAGCAACAUCCCCAAGUUUAUCUUUGGAGGAAAUUUUGGAGCGAGCCUAUGAAAAGUUUGAUGUGGAACUCAGAAGUGUUCAACUUUUGUUCAGUAAGCCAGGUCAAGAUUGGAAAUCUGCUAGGAAGCAAUGCUCCUCAAUUCAGCAUAUAUUACAGCCCAUGGAUGUCAAGGUUCAGCUUUCAAGAGCCAUAGUGGAGAAAGAUACCAGAAUCCCUAAGUUUAAAGUCUCUGGCGAACUCCCUUUACUCCAUGUCAGGAUGUCAGAUCAAAAAAUCAGAAGUGUUUUUGAGCUCACUGAUAGCAUUCCCUUACCUCUGAGGUCAUCCUCCAGAUUUCCCAUCAAAGCCAAGAUAUCAUUGGCUGCAAAACCAAGGAAGUUGUUUGACCCUCAUCUGGUAGCUGUUGGUUCUGCAGCAUCAUUGGAAGGAGAUGAUUCAAGUUCACUGGAAUCUGAAGCAGAGUUCUGUGAUGCAAAGGAAGAAGUUGACUUGCCGAGUAAACUUGUAAUGGCAGCUGGCGAUGCACAGCCCUAUCAUAUUCAGCAAGAGGAUCUUGAGAGUGUCUGUGAGGAACUGACAGAUCUCCAGCUGAAGUUCGAAGUGAAAGAGGUAGUCGUUGAACUGACCAGGCAAGAAGACCAGGAGAAGCCAUUGCUUGUUUUUAGUGUGUCUCAGUUGGGGACUGAAAUGAACAUCAGAACAUUUGAUUUGACAUCUACAUCAUAUUUGAAGAAAAUCACCUUAGAUUAUUGUGAAUUUCCUGAUGCCCAAAAUCAGAAGUUACACUUGAUCAGCUGUGCAGAUAUGCCAGGUUCCGAUCUUCUGAAAGUGGAAUACAUUAAGGCUGAUAAAAAUGGACCACAUUUUAAAAGUAAUUACAACAACACGGAACAAAUGCUGAAGGUCACAUUUUCUUCACUUAACUUUCUUCUGCAUACAAAAGCUUUACUAUCAACCAUUAAUUUCCUGACCGUAGUUAUCCCAUCAGCUGACACGGGCUCGAUUGAUCAAGAUCGUGAAACCAAUGCUCAAAAGCGGGAAGAGGAUCUCGAUAAAGGGGUUACAUCAAGAACAGUUUUGAAAAGCUCAAAGGAUGCUGACCUGGUUGCUUUCAAGAUGUUUGCAGUGAUGAAUGCGUUUAAUGUAGUUGUUUGUGAUGAAAAGUGCAGUAUUGCAGACAUUAGAGUACAAGGUUUGGAUGCGUCUGCUUCAGUCCAGUCAAAGCAGAUGGAAGUCUCUGCCAGACUCCGGGAUAUCGUUGUUACCGAUGUUGAUUCAAAUACGUUACAUAAAAAGGCUGUCUCCAUUGUUGGGAAUGAAGUGUUCAGCUUUAAUAUAACCUUGUAUCCAAAUGCUUUUGAUGAUGAGACCUAUGUUGAUAUGUCGAAGGUCGAUGGCAAAAUCACAUUACGAGUUGGCUGUAUUCAGAUUAUAUAUCUCCAUAAAUUUAUUAUGUCAUUAUUGAACUUCUUUGACAACUUCCAAGCAGCAAAGGAAGCAUUAAGUGCAGCAACAGCCCAGGCUGCAGAAAAAGCAGCCUCCAGCGUCAAGGAUUUUGCCCAGAAGAGCUUCCGACUGGCAAUGGACAUACACUUGAAAGCUCCGGUUAUUAUCAUCCCGGAGUCCUCCAUCUCCAUGAAUGCGAUUAUGGCAGAUUUGGGUUUGAUUACUGUACAAAAUAGAUUCACUUUGAUCCCAGAUGAGGGGUUCUCGUUACCACCUGUAUUGGACGUCAUGGAUGUUCAUCUAACACAGCUAAAACUUUCAAGGACUAUCUUGCACACCAGUUCAUCUCAACUUGACAUUCAAAUGCUGCAGCCUACCAACUUACAACUCACUGUGCAAAGAAAUUUGUCAGCGGCCUGGUACCUCAAAAUUCCAAACGUGGAAAUCAAAGGAGAUUUAAAGACCAUGAAUAUUGUUCUCAGUGAAGAUGACCUAAUUGUUCUGAUGAAGGUCUUUGAGCAAAAUCUUGGUGAAGGCAGCAAAGAAACAAAUGCAGUAAAAGCUCUGAAGGAUGACGUGAAAAAGAAACUCAUAGAUCCCACAGAGGCAACCAAGCCUGUGAAAACUGUGGCAACUGAAGGCUCAGCAGCAGAUCAUCAUCUGGAUAUAAUAAAAGGCACAUCAGAUGACGUUGUCAAUGUUCAGCUGAACUUUGAAAUCAAGGAGGUUGUAAUAGAAUUAACAAAACAGGUUAACAAGCAGAAGAGCUCUUUUCUCAUGUUCCAUGUAGUGCAAUUGGGAACUGAAACCCAAGUAAGGAAGUUCGAUUUGAGUGCAACAGCCUACCUGAGGAAAAUUGCUUUGAACUGCUGUGAAUUUACAGAUUCAAAUAGUAAGCCGCUUAAUUUGAUUAGUUCUUCGGACGAACCUGGAUCUGAUCUUCUGAAAGUACAGUAUAUUAAGGCAGACAGAAAUGGACCACGUUUCAAAACUAGUUAUGACAGCACUGAGCAAAAGCUCACUGUGGCCUUUUCUUCUCUUGACCUGAUCCUUCAUUCGCAAGCCUUACUUUCAACCAUGAACUUUGUAUCAGCUGUAUUCCCAUCACACAUUCCCGAUCAUGAGCGUGAAAGAAAACCAAGCACAGACCAUGAAAAGGAGACUGUGACAAAAGCAGUCUCCCUCGACACAGUAGUCGAUGUUUUUGACCUAAAGUUUUCUGUUGAACUUGGUGCAUUGAACAUAUUUGUUUGUGAUGAAGAGUUCGACAUUGCUGACAUCAAAAUACAAGGUAUGGAUGCAUCCGUAGCUGUACUGUCAAAGCAGAUAGAUCUUUUUGCUCGACUCAAAGAUGUAGUUGUUACAGAUGUUGGUUCAAAGACUCUACAUAAAAAGAUUGUUUCAAUCAUUGGUGAUGAAGUUUUCAGCUUCAAGAUGAGUUUGUGUUCCAGUGCUACAGAGGGAAAGGACUACUUUGAUAUGUCAAAAGUGGAUGGAGAGGUGACAUUGCAGAUGGGUUGCAUUCAGUUGGUCUACUUACACAAAUUCUUCAUGUCAUUGUUGAACUUCUUUGACAACUUCCAAGCAGCAAAGGAAGCAUUAAGUGCAGCAACAGCCCAGGCUGCAGAAAAAGCAGCUUCCAGCGUCAAGGAUUUCGCCCAGAAGAGUUUCCGACUGGCAAUGGACAUCAACUUGAAAGCUCCGGUUAUUAUCGUCCCCGAGUCCUCCAUCUCCAUGAAUGCUAUUGUGGCAGAUUUGGGUUUGAUUACUGUGCAGAAUAAAUUUUCUCUGAUCUCUGCUGAAGAGUGCACUCUGCCACCGGUGGUGGACAUCAUGGAGGUUCACUUGACACAACUGAAACUCUCACGCACGAUUCUCCAGAAGGAUUCAAUGCAGCCUGAUUUUCUGAUUUUGCAGCCAGUGAACAUGCUGCUGACAAUAAAAAGAAAUCUGGCUGUAGCGUGGUAUCACAAAAUCCCUGGCAUGGAAAUAAAUGGAGAUCUGAAAGCAAUGAAUGUUACAGUUAGUCAGGAUGAUUUGACAAUCCUUUUGAAAAUCCUGCUGGAAAACUUCGGUGAGGCCACAAGUGAUAAGAAUGCUGCAGUAAACCCAAAAGACUCCGGCAAAAUAAGAGACAAAAUUGUUGCUUCUGGAGCCAAUCAAUGUGAAGGCUCUCCAUGGGUGAAAGCAGGUGAUGUGACUCAUGUCGAAUCCAAGCUUAAACCUGAGCCUUAUGAGACACUCAAGUUCGAUUUCAAGUUUGAAUCACUUUCGAUUCUGCUGUAUACUGAAGGUCUCAAACAGUCUACUGACCAGCUGCAGCGUCCAGAAGGUUCAUGUCUCGGGGAGUUCAGGUUACACCUCACCACAGCUUCAGGGAUGAUGUUCACAGAUGGUUCGCUGGUUUUUGACAUGAACCUCACCACGUGUACACUGGAUGAUCUAAGAGAUGGAGUUGAAAAAGUUACACAGAGAAUGAUUGAAAAGAAACAAGAUGCUCAGGAAAAUGUCAUGAUUGAGUUGCAGUACAACCAGACGGAGGAUGAGAUAUCUAUCACGACUGUGCUGGAACAUUUGUAUCUUUGUGCCAGUGUGGAGUUCUUGCUGAAUGUGGCAGAUUUCUUCAUCAAAGCUAUGCCUGAAAAAUCAGCUGACAAAUCUGUCCAGUUAUAUUCAAAACAAACUGGAAAGGCUUCUCCCAUUGCUGCGGAAGACACUCCAAAACAAAAAAUCAAUGUGAAAGUACUGGUGAUGAAUCCUGAAGUUGUGUUUGUGGCAAAUCUCUCAAAAGCCGAUGCCCCUGCCCUUGUUGCUUCAUUCCACUGUGACUUCUCGUUCAUCUGUGAAAAGCAGUCCCGUAAGAUGAUUGCCCUAGUCAGUGAUUUAAAGGUUCUAGCCUGUCCUUUCCUCCGAGAGAAGAGAGGAACAAAUAUAACCACGGUGUUGCAACCAUGUUCGUUGUUCUUGGACUUCUUUGAGCCCUCAUUUGGGCCACAAAAUAUCAGUCUUAAGGUAGAAGAGAUAAUUGUAAAGGUUUCCCCAAUUAUAUUAAAUACGGUGAUGACAAUCAUGUCUGCCAUGACUCCCAAAGUGCAGGAGAUGGAAAUCCAGCAAGUAAAUGACCAGGUGACUGACCUCUGGGCUGUGAAGGAUGUCUUCAAUUGUAAUUACUGGUUUCUGGGAGUCGAUAUGGCCAGUGAAGCAACAGAGACUUUCACAGAGGAAAAGCGGGAGAGGACAGGGGAGUCCUUCCAACUAGACAUUUCAUUAAUUCAAGUCACUCUUGAAUGUGGGCAUGGUCACUGCACAAUUCCUUUACUUCUGACAGAGUCAACAUUUUCUGGAAGAGUUGAAAAUUGGACAUCAUUUGUCAGUGUGAAUUCAGAUAUGACCCUUGAGGUUCUUUAUUAUAAUGAAAUGAGUGCAGUGUGGGAACCUUUCUUGGAGCAAGUUGCUGGAGGCCAGAAAAGGUGGAGUCUGACAUUUCAGAUGAAAACCAACAUGGGCCAGGACACAGCACUUGUUCCAGGGGAUGAUUUCUUUCAAAAUCUUGACCCGCAAACUGCCAUUACUAUUUCCUCAAAGGACAUAUUGAAUAUCACUGUGUCCAACUGCAGCUUGAACGUUCUUGAUGUCUUAGCCAAGGCGUUUUCAGCAGGAACUGCUUCAACGUUUGAUUAUUCACUGAAGGACCAAGUACCAUAUACCUUAAAAAAUGCACUGGGCAUUCCUUUGGAUGUACUUCACUCUGCAAAUCUUUGUGCCAUUGGUUUGCCUCCUGAUCAGAAAUUUCAUCAUCUGGAUGUUGGGCAGAUACUGGAACUUGAUUACUUGGCUGUGCAACCCAGAAAUCGAGGAAAGCUUUCUGUGUUAGAAAGACAAGAAAGUAGCCUUUUUAGUUUAACUGUAGUGCCGUGUGAUUAUACUGAAGUAGCAAAUAUCCCUGUUGCUAAGCCAGGCCGACGUCUGUAUAAUGUCCUCCAAUCUGGCAGCACACAUUCAGUGUCACUUCUAGCCCAGAUAGAUGUUGUGGAAGGUGAUAAAAGAAUUAUAAUCCGCUCUCCUCUCCAGAUCAAGAACCACUUCUCUGUCUCUUUUAUCAUCUACAAGUUUAUUCCGGAUGACCAGUCACUGGAGACUGUUGGUAUGGCUAAUCCUGAGGAGGAAUUCCACGUGCCUUUAGACUCUUACAGGGGGCAAUUGUUUCUGAAGCCAUCGGGUAGACUGGAGGACCAAUUCAAAAUGUCAACAACAUACAUUACAUGGAAGGAAGAGCUUCACAGAAGCACCGAGAUCCGAUGCACGUUGCAAUGCCCUUCCACUGAGAUGAGCUUCCUUCCUCUUAUAGUUAAUACUGUUGCUAUUCCAGAUGAACUGAACUUUAUCAGUAACCAUGGUGAAGAUGAGUGGGAUCCAGCCUAUAUUAUUCACCUCUACCCAACAGUUACAAUCAGAAAUCUUCUGCCAUAUAGUUUGCGUUACAUGUUGGAGGCAACAGCUGAAAUUAAUGAACUGGCAGAAGGAUCCUCAGCAGACGUACUCCAAUCCAGAAUGAAGGGUGAAAUAAUGGAACUAGUCCUCAUUAAAUAUCAAGGCAGGAACUGGAGUGGCCAUGUUAAAAUUGAAGAUGGACUGGCUGAAAUGUUUCCAAUAUGCUUCACUGCUGACAGCAAAGAUCGCAUGAGCAUUGAUUUGUUGGUCCACGUUCGCAAAAUUAGUGGCCGUCUGGUUUUGUCUAUUUAUAGCCCGUACUGGAUCAUUAACAAAACAUCUCGGGUCCUGCAAUAUCGUGCAGAAGAUAUACAUGUGAAACAUGCGGCUGACUUCCGUGAUGUUGUCCUAUUUUCCUUCAAACGGAAAAACAUUUUCAGCAAAAAUAAGAUUCAGCUGUGUGUAUCUACUAGCAACUGGUCUAAUGGUUUCUCAUUAGACACUGUGGGAAGUUACGGCUGUGUGAAGUGUCCGGCAAAGCAUAUGGAAUAUUUGAUUGGUGUAACCAUUAAGAUGAGCAGUUUCAACAUGACCAAAGUUGUUACCCUAACUCCAUUCUACACAUUAGUUAACAAGUCUUCCUAUGAACUGGAAGUUGGAGAAGAUCAGCCUGCUGGCCAAUUAGACAGUGGCCAGUGGAUUUAUAUUUCAGCAAUGGAGUGUCUUCCUUUCUGGCCUGAAACAACAACAAGUAAGCUCUGUGUAAGAGUGGUUGGUUCUGAACUGAAUUCAAAGUCCUUCUUCUAUAAUAAGCAAGACAAUGGCACAUUGUUGAGUCUGGAACAUGUGUGUGGUGGCAUUAUAGUGGAUGUGAACGUAGCUGACCAUGCCACAGUGAUCACUUUUACAGACUAUUAUGAUGGUUCUGCACCUGCUCUAAUCAUUAAUCACACAACAGCAGUGAAGUUUCGCUUCAAGCAAAGUGGAUUACAGGAGGAGUUGAUACUUGACCCCGGAGAGGCACGAUUAUUUGCGUGGGCUGAUCCUACUGGUGUCAGGAAACUUAAUUGGGGAUGCGCCUGGAAAACAGCAGAACUUGACCUGCUGAAGGAUCAGUUUGGGCAGUUUCUUUGGCAAAACAACAAUCAGAUUCACUGGGUAUCUUUCCUUGAUGGCCGACAGCGCGUGUUGGUGUUCACUGAGGAUGUUGCAGUUAUUUCUAAAGCACGGCAAGCUGAGGAUCUGAUGCAGUUUGACAUGGGAGUUACUAUUUCACUUCACAGCCUUGGACUGUCGCUUGUUAACAAUGAAAGCAAACAGGAAAUUGCAUACAUAGGAAUUACCAGUUCUGGAGUCGUUUGGGAAAUGAAACGGAAGCAACGAUGGAGGCCCUUUAGUCAAAAGCACAUCAAUCUUUUGGAACAGAGCUAUCAGACACACCAGACUGAAAAGACUGGGGAACACUGGAUCAAGUUGGACAGUAACUUGGAGGUUAAUUUUCAUGUUAUGCAAAUCCGUUUGCCUCAGCGAUUGAGCAUUAGGCGGAACUUUUUAUCUGGCAUUCAAGUUGAAUUUAAGCAGUCUGCUCAUCACAGGAGUUUGCGUGCUCAGUUGAACUGGCUGCAGGUUGAUAACCAGUUGCCUGGUGCAAUAUUUCCAAUAGCUUUCCAUCCAGUACCACCUCCGAAGUCCAUUGCUUUGGAUUCAGAACCAAAACCAUUUGUAGAUAUAAGCAUCAUCACAAGAUUUAAUGAACACAGUCAAGUCAUGCAAUUCAAAUACUUUAUGGUCCUGAUUCAGGAAAUGGCGGUGAAGAUCGAUCAAGGGUUUCUCAGUGCAGUUAUAGCACUGUUUACCUCAGCAUCAGAUCCUCUGGCAGUGACUCAAAAGACUAAUCUGAUAGAUCGGGACGUGGAAGCCCUAAAGGCAGAGUUGAUGGAAACAUCAAUGACUGAUGCUUCAAGACUUAGCUUUUUUGAGUAUUUCCAUAUUUCACCAAUCAAAUUGCAUCUAAGUUUAUCUCUCGACUCAGGAGGAGAUGAGUCCAGUAAAGAAAAGCAGGAAGCAGUGCCACUGCAGUCCCUCCACAUCUUACUCAAAAGCAUUGGAGCAACAUUAACAGAUGUGGACGAUCUCAUCUUUAAGCUUGCAUUCUUUGAAAUGAAAUUCCAGUUCCAAAAGCGGGAUCAAUUAAUGUGGGCUGUAAUUUCGCAUUAUAGUGAACAAUUUCUAAAGCAAAUGUACGUACUCGUUUUGGGGCUGGAUGUUCUGGGGAACCCAGUUGGCCUGAUCAGAGGACUGUCUGAAGGUGUUGAGGCGUUCUUCUAUGAGCCCUUUCAGGGUGCUGUUCAGGGACCAGAGGAAUUCGCAGAGGGCUUUGUGAUAGGAGUGAGGAGUUUGCUUGGACACACUGUUGGUGGUGCAGCUGGUGUGGUAUCUAGAAUCACAGGCACUGUUGGGAAAGGGCUGGCUGCAAUUACCAUGGAUAAAGAAUACCAGCAGAAACGAAGAGAGGAAAUGAAUCGCCAACCCAAGGACUUUGGAGACAGUUUGGCCAAAGGAGGGAAAGGCUUCUUACGAGGUGUGGUUGGAGGAUUUACAGGAAUAGUCACAAAACCAGUUGAAGGUGCCAAAAAAGAAGGCGCAGCUGGUUUCUUCAAAGGAGUGGGCAAAGGCCUGGUUGGUGUCGUUGCACGGCCAACUGGUGGGAUCGUUGACAUGGCAAGCAGCACUUUACAAGGAAUUAAAAAGGUUGCAGAAUCGACCGAAGAUGUAAAUAAACUCCGCCCACCACGGUGUAUCCGUGAGGAUGGAAUCAUUAGGCCUUAUGAUCGCACAGAAUCCGAGGGAUGCCAUUUAUUUGAGAAAUUGGAUAUUCAGAAAUUUGAAGGAGAGCACUACCGGAUUCAUUGUCGCUUGUAUGGGAGAAAAAAGGCUCAUCUGCUCAUCACAAACAGGAGGGUGGUGUGUCUGUCUGAUGAGAUUCUAGGCCAUCUUGGUAGUGACUGGAAUUACACUUUUGAAGAAUUUGUUCAACCACCGACUUUAGAAGGCAAUGUGUUGAGUCUGUACAUCAAGGAUCAGUCGAUAAUCGGAUUUUCAAACCCAAAAAGUGGGUCUGAAGGUUUUGUGAGGAAAGUGGCUGUCCAGGAUGUGAAGAUGGCGAAGAGGAUGAUCGAUGCCCUUGAAGAAGCUCAGGCAGCAAGGCAGCAGCAACAGCUGGUGAAACGAAAAUCACUGAGGUUUUUGAAGCCCUGAGGUGUUAUGCACUCCUGCUCCUUUUGCACUAAAUUAAUGUCCAGUGUUUGCUUUUCCACAAAACUGUAAUUUGCACUGCAACUAUAUAUUUUCUUACUUCUAAUGAAAUAUGAUUCUCAAAGUAUGAAUUCUGUGAACUAUUGAUAUCUUUUCUAUGCAGAAGAAUAGGCGUGCUUGUACUGAUAUCAACAUUCUCUUGUAUCUGAAUGUUGAUUGUUUCAGUUAAUAUUCUUAAGAUUUGCUAACUUUGCACUACCAAAAAUCUUUCAAGUGUUAAAAAUUCAUGUAUAAGUUGAAAAUACAAUCUAUAUAACAUAAGCUUUUUAUGUUUUUAUCUGGUCACUAAUACACUCACUUUGAUAAAUGCUGAGCUUCUAAUUGAGAAUCAAAAUGUCAGCUCUAUUCGUAAUGAAAGCUCAAUGAAUCUCUCAACAUGGACAGCUCUACUGUCGCAGAAAAGAAUUUUCAACAGUUGAAAAUUAUGUCAUUUUAAGAAUUUGUUUACGCCCAUGCUUGAUCUUCACAGUUGCAUUUGAUCAAUUCCAUACAUAAUUCGAAGCUUCAUGUACAAUGUGUCCCUCCGACCCAGAGAGUGAACGAUCAUCUGUUUCAGUUUUUUCGAUUGACUUAACCACUAAUUGUUCAGUCGACCAUAUAGAUUUGCUUAAAUAUUGAUCAAGUAUGGAAAGCUACCUCUACUAGUUAUAAACAAACGGCCAUGCAAAGCCAGCUGUUGGAAACAAUAUAUAACUUGAAGUUGAAUUUGUUUUUGUACUGUCUCUUAAAGGAGGAAAUGUGCUUUUCAUUUUAAAUUUGUUAUCAGAGUGGUUAAGAGAAGUCUGCUGUUUUGUGCUAUUUCCAUGCCUUUAAAUGAGGUUUUACAACACUGAAGUGAAGAUUUAGUGUUGAAUUGUUUGAUGCAUUAUUAAAAGAAAGCUGAAGUCGGGGAAAAGGUGCUACUGCCUACUGACAGAACUUCAGAUAUAACAAGGAACAGAACCAUCCAGCAAAUAUGUUCAGGUGUGUCAGAAAUUGGAGGCAAGGUAACUGGCCUGCUCAGCUCAGGAAACACGUGUUUGCUGAGGUUAAAAGUGUGAGUGAAUUUAGUUUUGAGUGUGUGCCUCAGGAGGAGGUACAGUAUGAUGGGAAAAAGCAAGUAGUGGCUGCGCAGUAGCUCACUCUAAUGAAACUAGGGUCAGCUGUCCAGGUCUGAGCCUGAGGGAAGGGGCUUUUUGUGAAGUAUAUUGUGAGGUUUUCCUGCGGUAAAUGCUGCAAUGACCAUUUGAAUCCUUUUCUGCUGUCUGUAAUGAAAUUCUUUUUUCAUGGUGUAAU